Saccharomyces mikatae IFO 1815 is the source of this 861-nucleotide messenger RNA. It is a transcript of the gene SWP1, whose product is annotated as dolichyl-diphosphooligosaccharide-protein glycotransferase. Lineage: Eukaryota; Fungi; Ascomycota; Saccharomycetes; Saccharomycetales; Saccharomycetaceae. The transcript has a single exon. The coding region runs from base 1 to 861 and encodes 286 amino acids. The record is from RefSeq and is a predicted model, not a curated record. Gene Ontology annotation, biological process: protein N-linked glycosylation. Gene Ontology annotation, cellular component: membrane; oligosaccharyltransferase complex.
AUGCAAUUCUUCAAAACACUUGCAACUUUGGUGUCAUGCAUAUCGUUUGCCCUCGCUUACGUGGCACAGGAUGUUCAUGUAUCGUUUCCCUCUACCACAGGAAAGACUAGUAUUAUGAUUGGUAAAAUCGAGCCUAAACCUGAAGUUGUUGGCGCGGCUCCAACAUCAGUCACAGUUGAUAGCCCUAAUGAAGUCGUUCAAGUAAAUUUUGCCAUUGACUCUAAUGACAAACCUUUUCAACACACCUUACUAGUAGGCUUACCCAACAGAAAUCUAGAAAUGGCUUUCGAGCCUGAAAUCAAAGAUCAUGGUAAAUUGUCCAUGUAUAAAUACAUGAUAGAUUUAGCCACGCUAGAUGAUGCUUUGUUGCAGGAGGCUUUCAGAUCACUAGAACCUAUAAAGGCAACUCUGAUUUUAGCAUCUUCUACCGCAAAACCAAAGGAAAAUUUGUUCAGAGAAAUUCUGCAGUUGGACUUGAGCUUUCAUUUAGAUCAUUCCGAUUCAUCUUUAGUUGACAAGUUCAGCAUUAAGCCAGAGAUCCAUCAUGUAUUCCAAACUGAGCCAAAGAGAGUUGCCAAGUCAAUAGCUGUAAUUUUUGUCGCAAUCAUCAUGAUUACUAUUUUAGCAUUGGUAACCACUUGGUUGAAUUCUUGUGCUGCCGCAUUCAAUAACAUCCCAACCGGCACCAAUGCUCUAUAUUUUCUAGGGUUUAUCGCGACCGUUGUUGGAUUUGAAAUCAUCUUCGCCAGAUAUUAUUUGGGUACAAGCAUUUUCGAAUCUUUAUUCUCUUCUUUGUAUUUGGGGGCCCCAGGUUUAUUGAUGUCUACAAAGUUCUUGAGAUCUUUUGGUCUAACAAUCUAG